AUGGGUGAUGAUGACUAUCAGUAUCAGCUCUUCCUGUAUCUGCUCAAUGAAACGGCUAACUCCACAGACCCAAGUUAUGUGGUCAGUGAAACAGUUAAGCUCUGCACAAAAAAAACUGUCAAUCAGUUUGGUGCAAAAUUCAUUCCAGUGUUCUACUACAUCAAUUUCCUCCUGAGCUUCUUGGGAAAUGGACUCGUCCUCCUCAUCAUCUACAAGUACGAGAAGCUCACCACGGUGACAAACAUCUUCCUGCUGAAUUUGGUCCUCUCAAAUCUUCUGUUUGCCUCAAGUCUGCCCUUCUUGGCCAUCUAUCAUCUGUCUGAGUGGAUUUUUGGCCCUGCUCUGUGUAAAAUGGUCAGUAGUGCCUACUUUAUUGGUUUCUACAGUUCCAUCCUAUUCCUCACGCUCAUGACCUUCGACCGAUACCUAGCAGUGGUGCAUGCCGUGGCAGCUACGAAGAGCCGUAAAAAGGUGUACGCCAUCAUUUCUUCUGUGGUAGUUUGGUGCGUCAGUAUUGUGGCGAGCGUGAAAGAGCUGUUUCUUCGAAAUGUGUGGAAAAGCCCAGCAGAUGGCAUCUUGUGUGAAAUGUCUGGAUUAUCAGCCAGUACCAUGAAACUCUGGCGCCUGGUCAGUGAUUAUCAGCAGUUCUUGCUCUUCUUCCUCAUCCCUUUGAUCAUUGUGACAUACUGCUACAUCAGCAUCACGUUGCGCAUCCUCUCCACCAGCAUGAAAGGGAAAUGCCGGGCCAUUAAGCUUAUUUUCAUCAUCAUCUUCACCUUUUUUGUCUGUUGGACACCUUUCAAUGUUGUCAGCCUCAUUCGAGCAAUUCUCAUCUCUCAGACGAGCGUGGAAGAAGAAUCCUGUUCUGACUCAGACAACUUAGAUUAUGCUUUUUACGUGAGCCGGAAUAUAGCUUACUUGUACUGCUGUAUCAGUCCUGUGUUUUACACAUUUCUCGGAAAGAAAUUCCAAAGUCACUUCAAAAGGUUGAUGGUGAAAAAGAUUCCCUGUCUGCAAACACAAAUUAGCUUCAGCAGCCACAGCACUAAAACCACAUCACAGAGGACACCACACACUCAGUAUUAA
Nematolebias whitei (Rio pearlfish) is the source of this 1086-nucleotide messenger RNA. It is a transcript of the gene ccr12a, whose product is annotated as chemokine (C-C motif) receptor 12a. The coding region runs from base 1 to 1086 and encodes 361 amino acids. Gene Ontology annotation, molecular function: chemokine receptor activity. Lineage: Eukaryota; Metazoa; Chordata; Actinopteri; Cyprinodontiformes; Rivulidae. The record is from RefSeq and is a predicted model, not a curated record. The transcript has a single exon. Gene Ontology annotation, biological process: chemotaxis; immune response; G protein-coupled receptor signaling pathway. Gene Ontology annotation, cellular component: membrane.